CUUGUGUAGUGAACAAUGGCGACUCGCAGGAACGGACCCAGCAAUCCCAAGGACGAGGCGCCUGUGCCUACGGAUAAGACGCAAGACAAACAGGCCCGUCUUUUGGCUGAGCAGAAUCCGGGACACUUCUCGUUGGUGCGCGCGCUGCAUCUUGCAGACUUCAUCACCGAGCUAAAUGGCUUCUGCGGCGUAAUGUCCGUCUUCUCCUCGCUCCGCUACUGCAUCCAACCCAACCCCCACGAUUACACGAACCUCUACUGGGCCCUAGGUUUCAUCCCCUUGGGCCUCUUCUUCGACUUCAUGGACGGCAAAGUGGCGCGCUGGCGCAAGAAGGCCUCCUUGAUGGGUCAAGAACUCGAUUCACUUGCGGACCUCGUCUCCUUCGGCGUGUCCCCCGCAGCCGCCGCCUUCGCGCUAGGCAUCCGCACGCCGCUCGACCACCUCCUGCUUACCUUCUUCGUGCUGUGCGGUCUGACGAGGUUGGCGCGCUUUAACGUUACGGUUUCGAUGGUGCCCAAGGAUGCGAGCGGAAAGAGCAAAUACUUCGAGGGUACCCCGAUUCCGAUGUCGCUUGGAAUAGUUCAGGUCAUGGCAUUCUGGGUGUACAAGGGCUGGACGCUUGAGCAGAUACCGCUGGGUCUGUGGCUGGAGGGAACCGUGUUCGAGUUCCACCCUGUUGUGGCUAUGUUCAUUCUGCACGGGUGUUUGAUGGUCAGUAAGACUAUUCACAUUCCUAAGCCGUAAGCGGCGUCAGGGUGUGGAUCGAGAAGGAAUUUUGGUGGGCGGAGAGGGGCUUUGCUUGUAUGCAGCUGUACUGGACCUAUCAAUAGACAGGCUAUCUGCUG
Macroventuria anomochaeta is the source of this 845-nucleotide messenger RNA. Its product is annotated as CDP-diacylglycerol--serine O-phosphatidyltransferase. The transcript has 3 exons. Gene Ontology annotation, biological process: phospholipid biosynthetic process. Gene Ontology annotation, cellular component: membrane. The coding region runs from base 16 to 744 and encodes 242 amino acids. NCBI's taxonomy places the organism in Eukaryota, Fungi, Ascomycota, Dothideomycetes, Pleosporales, Didymellaceae. Gene Ontology annotation, molecular function: phosphotransferase activity, for other substituted phosphate groups. The record is from RefSeq and is a predicted model, not a curated record.